Gadus morhua (Atlantic cod) is the source of this 2134-nucleotide messenger RNA. Its product is annotated as carbonic anhydrase 15. Lineage: Eukaryota; Metazoa; Chordata; Actinopteri; Gadiformes; Gadidae. Bases 379 to 1326 code for a protein of 315 amino acids. The transcript is spliced from 8 exons. Gene Ontology annotation, cellular component: plasma membrane. The record is from RefSeq and is a predicted model, not a curated record. Gene Ontology annotation, molecular function: carbonate dehydratase activity; zinc ion binding.
GAUUGGAUUUAUUUGAAUACACUGUGCUGCUGACCCUCUGACUUAUCAAGGGAGAUGAAUGACUGUUAGAAAAGCCUGCCGCACAGGAUGGGAAUCCGUAAUGAGUUAGUGUUGGGGUGUGUGUGUGUGUCUGUAAGGGGGGACGGACAGACGGACUGCGUAUUCUUGGCAUCAAUGGGCCUGUUGAAGAGACGAGACCACUUGCCCGUCAGUGACACACUCCACUGAUCAGACGGAUCCCAUCCUCAAAGUUUUUUACCAAUGGUUCCUAUUUAAGGCUGUGAGUUUAGACGGAGCUCAGAGACAGGUGCUUGGACGGAGCUACCAGACCCUCCUAGUGUGACACGUGCAAGGGUUGAUGAGCCAAGGACACUUAAGAUGAUUGUGACCACAGCCGUGCUUAUGAUUUUGAUUGGCUACUCCGACUCGGUAGAGGAAUAUUGUUACGAUGAAGGCCAUUGUGAUCCUUACGCAUGGGGAGACCUGUUCCCUUCUUGUCACCCACUUCUGGAAACGCAUCACUCUCCGAUCAACCUGGACUCUCAGAUGACCAGGAGCUACUCACUGGGAGAAUUCCUCCUGGAAGGCUUCGAUGUGGCCCAGCCUGGUCAGUGGAAGCUGAAUAACGAUGGACACUCUGUUGUUUUGGAUGUGGGCGGGGGUCUGUCUGUGAGCGGAGGGGGUCUUCCUGGGGUGUACCACACCAUUCAGCUGCACUUCCACUGGGGCAGCCCCUCCAGCAACGGAUCCGAACACACGGUCGACGGACAGAGAUACCCCAUGGAGAUGCACAUCGUCAACAUGAAGUCCACCCAUCCCAACGUGUCGGUGGCCUUGGGAGACCCCACCGGCCUGGCGGUUCUCGGAGUCUUCGUUGACACGGCGUAUGCAGACCAUGAGCAAUUUGGACAUAUUGCCAAAAAACUGUCAUCUGUUGCUUACAAAGGUCAAACCACUUCGAUCAAACCCUUUCCGCUGAUUGGUCUUUUGCCUCAACAACAUAUGAGCCAGUACUACCGUUACCAUGGUAGCCUGACCACUCCUCCAUGUUCUCAAGCAGUUGUUUGGACUCUCUUUGAAGUGCCCAUCCAGAUCUCCUGGUCCCAGCUGGAGCGGUUGACUUCGGGGAUCUAUGCCAGUGAGGAGUAUGAAGAUGAUGCCACGCCCCUCUACAACAACUUUCGACACGUGCACCCAACUUAUAGUCGCACUGUAUACGCAUCCCUUGACGCUAAGCUACUUAAUAGCAAAGCUAGCGGCCUCUUCCAUCCUUCUUUUUCAAUUAUUAUAGUUAUAAUAACUUCACUGAACAGAUGUAUUCAUUGACUCUAGAGAUCAACCAGCUAGGGUUUUAUUUUUUUUAUUUGUCUUGCUUGAUUGUUGUAAAUACAUGGUAUGUUCUCAACAGAGUCAAAUGGUGUUAGCCUCACUUUUUAUUAGGUGCUCGUAAAAAAAAGAAGAUAGAAGUAAAGAGUCUGGAAUUUACAACGUAUUCCCCUCUGCUUUGUUUAAUGGACGACCUAUAAGUCAAUAGUAACAGAAGAUGCCAUCAAGGCAAACAGACAGAGGAUUAUGUAUAAUGCUGUGAAGAAGAGUACUGUGAUAUAAGGAGAACUGUAAUAGUGCUUUCAUUUAUCACGACUCGUGAGCAAUGAUAAUGGCUCAUUAUAAUGUAUAUUAUAAAUGUAUUUUAAAUGUCAGUCCUAAAAAUUACAUAAAGGGACUUCUUGAUCUCACUACAAGUCUAAAUCUAUUCAAUCCUAAAGUGACUAUUUUAUACACCCUACCAUUGAGCUAUUCAUUCAGUUGCAGAAUGAUGAGUACUUGUUGGUAACUUGGUGGUUACCUUUCAGAGCGUGGACUUUGUGUCAUUAGCUGUCAUAGGAUGUAUAAUGCAAUGCCCCCCUCCACUGCCUCUACUCGUAGUCACACCAUUCUCCUCCUGUUACCGACUCGUGGCCGAGGCAGAAUACAAAUAGAGAAGCUACUGUGUCACGGGAUUUGUGUAUUGUCUGAGUUGGAUGCGUUUGUUGAAGAUGAUGUCACUCACGUGACUGUUGUGUGUUAAGUAGAUGGACAAUGUACAGCCUUUCUUUCAUUGAAAUCAAAAAUAUAAUAAAAACUUUAAAUUUUG